GAGACAGUCUAUCACAGCCUGUAAAUCAGACCUAAUCCUUAGAAAGUAUCAUUUGACUUCUGCUGCACAUGAUGGGCGUCACACUGUUGGGUGUUGUGCUGAUCUUCUUGUCUGUAGGGCUGAAUAUACAGACAGCAGAGAGCUGCCGCUGUUUCCCACAACAUCCUCAACAUCAAUUCUGCUCUUCUGAAAUGGUGAUUUUAGCUAACGUAACCGGAAACAGACUUCCUGUUAAGGAUCAAAACAACUUAUUUCGGUAUAAAAUCAAAACAAUCAAGGUAUUGAAAUGUUCUAACAAUGCAAACCAAAUUCAAUACGUCUACACGGAUUCAUCCUCGUGUGGCAUCACACUGGAUCAGGGGCGAUACGUGCUUUCAGGACACCGGUUUAAAUAUGGAAUCGAGGUGGGGAUGUGUGACCUUGUCAAGCAAUGGGAUCUUCUCUCCUUAACGGAGCAAGAAAACUUCAAACAAACAUAUAAGAUGGGCUGUGACUGCACGAUCUCUACAUGUUUUGAAAGUCCAUGUUGUCCCCAAUCUAAGAAAGAAUGUAUGUGGGAAACCAACUCUCCUGACUCUCUGGAGUACGCCUGUCUGAGGGACAGUGACGGCAUCUGUAGCUGGUACAGGCCAAGUUCAAAAGUUGAUGAAGAUCCAAUGUGCAUCUAAAAGAUCAGCAUUUUCUCAUUCUUAAAGAAGAUAUUUGGUUGAUGCUGAGAAUCGUUGUUCUUUCUAAUACUAAUUCAGCUUCAGAGUCCAUUUUUUAAUCAACUUAACACUGCUGUUUUAACUCUGAGGAAAGAUCCCAUUCUUCCCCCACUGAGUGUUUCCAUCUGCAAAUUAAAAACCUUUGUAUGCAAAAUAAACAUGUUUCUAUUUGAUUGUAAUAUGAAAAGUAAGCAUGCUUUGUAAAAACAGGAUAUUUUUUAGUUGACUUCAAUAAAAAUGCAUAUUGAGCAACAUGUCUAAAAGCAUGAUAUGAAAAAUGACAACUUUAAAAAACCAUCACAAUGUUUAAUAAGCUGCUGAUGUAAAUCCCUUAUAUUAUCAUCUACAUUUAUGAAUUCUAUGGAUGAUUUUACUGCUUUUAACAUGCAUUUAAGGUACACAUUCUUCAUCAUACUGUUCACUUUGAGAAUCAUUUCAGCCUUUAAGCUCAGGUAUCUGUUGAUGGCAGAGGAAAAUUUCUCUGCUUUUUCGCAAAUUGUAACU
Molecule: messenger RNA, 1211 nt
Organism: Triplophysa rosa
Lineage: Eukaryota; Metazoa; Chordata; Actinopteri; Cypriniformes; Nemacheilidae
Product: metalloproteinase inhibitor 3-like
Exons: 5
Coding region: 69-668 (199 amino acids)
Biological process (GO): negative regulation of endopeptidase activity; negative regulation of membrane protein ectodomain proteolysis
Cellular component (GO): extracellular matrix
Molecular function (GO): metalloendopeptidase inhibitor activity; protease binding
Source: RefSeq, a predicted model, not a curated record